Molecule: messenger RNA, 4675 nt
Organism: Bolinopsis microptera
Lineage: Eukaryota; Metazoa; Ctenophora; Tentaculata; Lobata; Bolinopsidae
Product: methionine synthase-like
Exons: 28
Coding region: 164-3856 (1230 amino acids)
Biological process (GO): tetrahydrofolate metabolic process; homocysteine metabolic process
Cellular component (GO): cytosol
Molecular function (GO): cobalamin binding; zinc ion binding; methionine synthase activity
Source: RefSeq, a predicted model, not a curated record
CCAGAUCAGGUAGUGACGAAUGAAGUGAGCUAGAAGUUGAAACGAGUUGAGAUCUAAAAAUGACCUGACGUCAUUAGACUAAACACGUGACGUAAUCAGACGGUUUUAGGGAUCUCUUCUUUCUUCCUUCUUCCUUCUUCUACAUAUAAUAAUCUGCAGUAAAAUGAAGGAGAAUGUCAGCGAAGCACUGCGAAGCGAGCUGUCCCGGAGGAUGAUGUACAUGGAUGGUGGUAUGGGAACCAUGAUACAAGAACUCGACCUCAAGGAGGCUGACUACCGAGGAGAACAGUUCUCCGAGCACCCGUGUCCGCUGAUUGGUAAUAACGACCUCCUCUCAAUUACACAACCUUAUCAGAUCAAGAAGAUUCACAAAGACUAUCUACUGACUGGAGGAGCAGACUUCAUUUCUACCAACACUUUUAACUCAACAAGCAUUGCAAUGGCUGAUUACCAGAUGGAAAACUUGGUGUACCAGCUGAACAUGGCUGCAGCGAAGGUAGCAGUAGAAGCAGCCCAGGAAGUGACGUGUGAGACAGGAGUAGUGAGAUAUGUUAUCGGAGUCCUGGGUCCCACUAACAAGACUCUGUCUUUAUCUCCGAGUGUGGAGGACCCUGCUUUUAGGAAUACCACGUUUGACGAGCUGGUAACAGCGUACACGGAACAAGCCACAGCACUACUCGACGGAGGCGUGGAUAUUCUCAUGGUUGAGACCAUAUUUGAUACUCUCAACGCUAAGGCCGCACUUUUUGCCAUCAGUCAGCUGUUGGAGACGGACAAAUAUACACAUUUGGAUGUUCCUAUUUUUAUUUCUGGAACUGUAGUAGAUCUAAGUGGACGGACCUUGUCCGGACAAACAGUUGAGGCUAUGGUAACGUCCCUAAUGCACUUCAAACCUCUGUGUAUGGGGCUCAACUGUGCUCUGGGUGCUACUGAAAUGAGACAAUUCAUUAGAGAACUAGGUGAGUUUUGUGAUACGUAUGUGAGUUGUUAUCCGAACGCUGGACUACCUAACGCUUUUGGAGGAUACGAUGAUUCUCCAGAGGAGAUGGCUGAGAUUCUACAGGAGUGGUCGGACUCAGGACUAGUGAACAUACUGGGGGGUUGUUGUGGUACCACACCGCAACAUAUCAGAGCUAUUGUAGAAGCAACUAAACAUGCUCCUCCCCGCUUACCGCACUCUAAACUGGACACCUUCAAACUCACUCUAUCUGGUCUUGAACCCAUGUUGGCGUUUGAAGAGAGCAACUUUAUCAACAUUGGGGAGAGGUGCAAUGUGGCCGGUUCAACUGUAUUCAAGAAACAUAUAAUGAACGAUGAUUUUGCAGCAGCACUAGAGAUAGCCAGGAGACAGAUUACAGAAGGUGCACAGAUCCUGGAUCUUAACUUUGACGACGGAAUGAUUGACGGGGAGAAAGCCAUGGCUCAUUUUGUGAACCUGAUUACGUGUGAACCUGACGUUUCUAGAGUCCCACUCUGCAUCGAUUCCUCGGACUUUCAGGUAAUAGAGGCGGGGCUGAAGUGCACUCAAGGGAAGUGUAUUGUUAACAGUAUCAGCUUGAAGGAGGGUAGGGAGGAGUUCCUUGCCAAGGCAGCUAUUGUUAAAAGAUAUGGUGCUGCUGUGGUUGUAAUGGCUUUCGAUAAGCAGGGCCAGGCGGACACGUUUAAACGGAAGAUAGAGAUCUGUAAACGGUCCUAUGAUCUGUUGGUGCAUGAGGGUGGGUACAACCCUACAGACAUUAUAUUCGACCCUAACCUGCUAACUAUUGGAACCGGGCUGGUGGAGCAUGCCGAGUAUGGCCGGGACUUCAUCAGGGCCACUGAGUGGAUCAAGAAAAACCUGCCCGGUGCCCAUGUGUCUGGUGGACUUUCAAAUCUUUCCUUUGCUUUCCGGGGAAACAGAAUUAUCCGAGAAGCGAUGCAUUCUGUCUUUCUGUCUUAUGCUACUCAGUUUGGUCUGGAUAUGGGGAUAGUUCACGCUGGGAAUCUCCCUCUUCUCAAAGAUAUUGACUCUACUCUCAAACAACUGUGCGAUGAUCUCAUAUGGAACCGAAACGGCGAGGAAGUCACCGACCUCAUGCUGCUCUACGCAGAGAAAGUUAAAGGUAGUGGGGGAAAGAAGAAGAUGACAGACGAUGAUUGGUUCAAGAAACCGCUCGACGCGCGACUAUCUGAUGCCAUAGUAAAUGGAAUCGACAAACAUAUAGUGACGGAUGUUAAAGAACUACAGUUAACGACAGACAUAGAACCUUUACAGAUUAUUGAGGGUCCCCUGCUAGAUGCUAUGGGGAUUGUGGGAGAUCUCUUCGGAUCCGGGAAGAUGUUCCUUCCUCAGGUGAUAAAAAGCGCGAGAGUAAUGAAGAAAGCUGUUGCCUACCUCACUCCUUUUAUUGAGGCAUCAAAAGUUGAAGGACAGAAUUACAAAGGUACGAUAGUGCUAGCCACAGUGAAGGGCGAUGUCCACGAUAUUGGUAAAAACAUUGUUGGUGUAGUGCUGGGAUGCAACAACUACAGGGUUAUUGAUUUGGGGGUGAUGUGUCCUUUAGAGAGGAUACUGUCGACAGCAGACAAGGAGAAGGCAGACAUUAUUGGAGUGUCGGGUCUGAUAACUCCAUCUCUAAGGGAGAUGGUGAACAUAGCAACUGAGAUGAACAACAGGGGGAUGACUACACCUCUACUUAUUGGGGGAGCAACUACCAGCAGGAAGCACACCGCGGUAAAGAUCUGGCCAUCUUACCCCGACUUGUGUAUCUACGUCCCGGAUGCGUCCCGGGCCGUUAACGUGGCCACGUCCCUCGUUAACAAGGACCCGAAGUAUAUGGGGGACAUUAGGAAGCUGUAUGAGAAGGUGCAGCUGGAUCACACCAAGGUUCUUCAGAAGAAACAAAUAACCCCUCUACUAGACUGCAGAAAGAAGAGAUUCCAAUGCACCAUGCCCACCCCUCCGACUCCAAACGAAUUAGGGGUCCAAGUAUUUGAUAGUUACGAUCUGAACGAAGUCGUUGAGCUGAUCGAUUGGAAGCCGUUUUUCGAUGUGUGGCAACUUCGUGGUCGUUACCCCAAUCGGUCUUAUCCCAAACUAUUCGAUGAUAAGACAGUAGGAGCUGAAGCAAAGAAGCUGUUUGGUGAUGCUCAGGAAAUGCUUGCGGAGUUGAUGACGUCACUGGAAGGGAAGGCUGUGAUUGGUCUGUUUCCAGCUCACUCCCAGGAAGAUGACGUGAUUAUUCAGCACGGGGGACGGGAUUUAACCUGUUACAUGCUCAGACAGCAGAUAAAGUCAGGGAAAGAGGACGUGUACCUGAACACAUCUGAUUUCAUUGGUCCACCUGGGUCACAUGAUCACAUGGGCAUGUUCUGCUGUUCUAUUUUUGGCUCUGUUGCCAUGGCAGCUAAGUAUGAAGAUGCGGGUGAUGAUUACAAUAGUCUCAUGGUUAAGUCUCUGGCUGAUAGAUUGGUUGAAGCAUUAGCUGAGCAUCUCCACGUGAAAGUUCGCACAGACCACUGGGGAUACGAUAACAACGAGGACCUGGACAUCGCCGACCUUCAUUCUGUGAAAUACCAGGGCACAAGGCCAGCCCCCGGUUAUCCGUCCCUACCUGACCACGCCCUUAAAGACGUGCUCUGGGACCUUCUCAGCGUGUCCGGCUCCAUUGGAACUGAGCUGACUGACUCGUACGCGAUGUCACCCCCUGCUAGUGUGUGUGGACUGUAUAUUGCACACCCGGACUCCUUUUAUUUCAACCUGGGACUUGUAGGACGGGAUCAGGUGGAGGAUUACGCCCAAAGACAGAAUGUUAGUGCGAGUAGUGUUGAGAUAUCACUAGAUACUGUGUUAGGAUACGAGCCUGCCAAGAGAUGAUCAUUCUCAAAGCUCAGCAUACUGCAGACUUUGGUUUUUGGACUAAACAAAGUUACUUUUAUUGUACCAUAUAUUAUUUAGUGUAUAAAGCUGCUUUUGUAUGGAUUUUAUUUUCUUAAUCAAACCAUUCAUACCUGUUUGUUGGAAAUGUGCCAAGUUUAUAAUAGUUGGAUCGUGGCCAAACAUUCUCUUGGUUCCACCAUGCUUGUCUGUAUUUUUGCGAGGUUUAUAUUAACUAGCUGUGUAUGUACUAAUCUCUGAAAUGUUCAUAUCAAUGUAAGUGGCACAAUUUAUUUAGAUCAUGGGGAAUUAUUAUUUUGGUGCAACUUAAGUUCUUUUAUGUAAUACGAUGGUGAAUGUCAUCAUUAUUUUUUUAUAACUUAUUGGUUCUUUUUAUGUUUGGGAGUUCGUUUGUUGUUACUUUAAUUUAUUUCCUAAUUUUAUAUACAUAAUUCAUAUUUGAUACGAUAAUGUAGAUAACCGUUUCCUGUUUGCUCAUUGCUCCACCGUCACAUCAUACCCAUAGUACAUGAAAAAUGAACAUUUGGUAUUUUAAUUUUAAUUUGUAAUUUCCUAGUUAUUAUGUUUUUACCUGAAACGUUGUAUCCUUUGUUGUCUAAAAUAUUAUAUUAUUUGAUAGUAACCUCUUCUUAAUGUGGGCGCAUUAGAUUUUUCACUUAAACCAUUCCAGCUUACAGAUCAGAAUUUUCUACCAUAUAAUGUUAAAUUUGUAAAAGUAUAGACAUAGUUGCUGUUAGUAACUAGGUAACUGUACUGUUAGUAUAGGGAGACAGAUGAAUAAUGUAUGGAUUAAUUUGG